Molecule: messenger RNA, 5086 nt
Organism: Globicephala melas (long-finned pilot whale)
Lineage: Eukaryota; Metazoa; Chordata; Mammalia; Artiodactyla; Delphinidae
Gene: CDH8
Product: cadherin 8
Biological process (GO): multicellular organism development; synaptic transmission, glutamatergic; cell-cell junction assembly
Cellular component (GO): axon terminus; plasma membrane; synaptic cleft
Molecular function (GO): calcium ion binding; cadherin binding
Source: RefSeq, a predicted model, not a curated record
ACUCCAAAAAUCCACAGCACACAAGAUCUGCUUUGAAGGAGCCUCUGGGGCUACAUUAAUGAGACAAACUCCAGGGUACUGAAAUAAUUCAACCAAGACAAGACAUAUUAUUAGACCGAGCAGAUACUAGAUGAAGAGAGUAAAUGUAAUCUCACCAGAAAAUGGUGGCCAAUUCUCAAGGUUUGAGUGGAGUCUAUUAAAGGACCUGAAAGGGCAUCUCGUGGCGGAGGCAGAGGAGCUGCAAGCAUGGUGCCUGAGAGGAGAUUUGGAGGCAAGGGCACAUUGAGAAGACCUAGUAGUCCCUCCCUUUAUUUCCCAAGCAAGUUCUGCCUUUUUCACACGGACUUACUACGCACCCCUCGUGGCUGCCCGUCUGCGCUCCCUCAUCCCAUCGCCCUAAAGCAGUAGAAGCCUGGGGAUAUGAGGAAUGCGCACCACCCACAGGACCACGACGCACGGCCUCGAAAACCACAGCGUCUGAGUAGUAGACAGCGGCCUUACAAACACUCCACUCGGUCCCCUCGUGGUUCUUGGCAUAAAGAGAAGUUACAUUUGGCAGGCAGGCGGGCUCGCACGCCGGAGCGCUCAGCCCAGAAUUCGUGAAUCUAUUUGGAAUCUCCCUGCUUCCUCGAAGCUCAUCCCUGUUGCCGGUUUGUGCACGGACAGUCGCGCCCACCCAGCGAAGCCGCACUUUGGGCUGCGGACACUCAGGGCCCGGCGCGCCCGCCCGGCGUCUCCGCACCAAGCCCCGAAGCUCCGAGAGGCAUGAACGCGAUCCGGAGGCGCCUGCCCAGCGCGCGGGGAACGCUCGGUGUUCACCGCCCUCGGGAGCCGACCUCGAGCCCCUCCAGCCAUUUGUGAACCAAGAGGCUUGAAAUUCGCCGGCGCGGAGCCCCGCAAGAGAAAUUUCAAUGAGAAGAAAAGCCAAUGGAUCGUGGUCUUAGAAAAGCUGCUUAGAUGAUGUCUGUUUCCCGUGCUGUAAACACGUGGCAGAGCUGUGAGUAAAUGCUCGUCACUGCAUGAUGAAUUGGAUGGCUGCAGACCAGAGGCAAACAAAAUAAUUGUCUCAUUUUCGUGGUGAUUUGCUUAACUGGGGGGACCAUGCCAGAACGGCUAGCGGAAAUGCUGUUGGAUCUCUGGACUCCAUUAAUAAUAUUAUGGAUUACUCUUCCCCCUUGCAUUUACACGGCUCCGAUGAAUCAGUCUCCAGUUUUAAUGAGUGGAUCCCCUUUGGAACUAAACAGGCUGAGUGAAGAACAGCGGAUUUUGAACCGUUCCAAGAGAGGCUGGGUUUGGAAUCAAAUGUUCGUCCUGGAAGAGUUUUCUGGACCUGAACCGAUCCUUGUUGGCCGGUUACAUACAGACCUGGAUCCUGGGAGCAAAAAAAUCAAAUAUAUCCUAUCAGGCGAUGGAGCUGGGACUAUCUUUCAAAUAAAUGACAUAACAGGAGAUAUCCAUGCUAUAAAAAGACUUGACCGAGAGGAAAAAGCUGAGUACACCCUAACAGCUCAGGCAGUGGACUGGGAGACAAAUAAGCCUCUUGAACCUCCCUCUGAAUUUAUUAUCAAAGUUCAAGACAUCAACGACAAUGCACCAGAGUUUCUCAAUGGACCCUAUCAUGCUACCGUGCCAGAGAUGUCCAUUUUGGGUACGUCUGUCACUAAUGUAACAGCUACCGAUGCUGAUGACCCAGUUUAUGGAAACAGUGCGAAGUUGGUUUAUAGUAUCUUGGAAGGGCAACCUUAUUUUUCCAUUGAGCCUGAAACAGCAAUUAUAAAAACUGCCCUUCCCAAUAUGGACAGAGAAGCCAAGGAGGAGUACCUGGUUGUUAUCCAAGCCAAAGAUAUGGGUGGACACUCGGGUGGCCUAUCUGGAACCACAACACUUACAGUGACCCUCACUGACGUGAAUGACAAUCCUCCAAAAUUUGCCCAGAGUCUGUAUCACUUCUCAGUACCAGAAGAUGUGGUUCUUGGCACUGCCAUAGGGAGGGUGAAGGCCAAUGAUCAGGAUAUUGGUGAAAACGCGCAGUCGUCAUAUGACAUCAUUGAUGGAGACGGAACAGCACUGUUUGAAAUCACUUCUGAUGCCCAGGCCCAGGAUGGCAUUAUAAGACUGAGAAAGCCUCUGGAUUUUGAGACCAAAAGAUCCUAUACGCUGAAGGUAGAGGCAGCCAAUGUCCACACUGACCCGCGUUUCAGCAGCAGGGGGCCCUUUAAAGACACGGCGACAGUCAAAAUUGUUGUCGAAGAUGCAGAUGAGCCUCCAGUCUUCUCUUCACCGACUUACCUCCUCGAAGUUCAUGAAAAUGCUGCUCUCAACUCCGUGAUUGGGCAAGUGACCGCUCAUGACCCCGACAUCACCUCCAGUCCUAUAAGGUUUUCCAUCGACCGGCACACCGACCUGGAGAGACAAUUCAACGUUAAUGCAGAUGAUGGGAAGAUAACGCUUGCAACACCGCUUGACAGGGAAUUAAGCGUGUGGCACAACAUAACAAUCAUUGCUACCGAAAUCAGGAACCACAGUCAGAUAUCCCGAGUACCUGUUGCUAUUAAAGUGCUGGAUGUCAAUGACAACGCCCCUGAAUUCGCAUCCGAAUAUGAGGCAUUUUUAUGUGAAAAUGGAAAACCCGGCCAAGUCAUUCAAACAGUGAGUGCCACGGACAAAGAUGAGCCCAAAAACGGACAUUAUUUCUUAUACAGCCUUCUUCCAGAAAUGGUCAACAAUCCGAAUUUUACCAUCAAGAAAAAUGAAGAUAAUUCCCUCAGCAUUUUGGCAAAGCAUAAUGGAUUCAACCGCCAGAAGCAAGAAGUCUAUCUUUUACCAAUCAUAAUCAGUGAUAGCGGGAAUCCUCCUCUGAGCAGCACCAGUACCCUGACCAUCCGGGUCUGUGGCUGCAGCAGUGAUGGUGUUGUCCAGUCUUGUAAUGUUGAAGCUUAUGUACUUCCGAUUGGACUCAGUAUGGGCGCCUUAAUUGCCAUAUUAGCAUGCAUCAUUUUGCUGCUAGUCAUCGUGGUGCUGUUUGUAACUCUGCGGCGACAUAAAAACGAGCCUUUAAUUAUCAAAGAUGAUGAAGAUGUGCGAGAAAACAUCAUUCGCUACGAUGACGAAGGAGGAGGGGAAGAAGACACGGAGGCUUUUGACAUUGCAACUUUACAAAACCCAGAUGGAAUUAAUGGAUUUUUACCCCGUAAAGAUAUUAAACCAGAUUUGCAAUUUAUGCCAAGGCAAGGGCUUGCUCCAGUUCCGAGCGGUGUGGAUGUGGAUGAAUUUAUAAACGUGCGGCUACACGAGGCAGAUAACGACCCCACAGCCCCACCGUACGACUCCAUUCAGAUUUAUGGCUAUGAAGGCCGAGGGUCCGUGGCCGGCUCCCUCAGCUCCCUGGAGUCCACCACCUCAGACUCGGAUCAGAAUUUUGACUACCUCAGUGACUGGGGUCCUCGCUUUAAGAGACUGGGCGAACUCUACUCUGUCGGUGAAAGUGACAAAGAAACCUGACAGUGGAUUAUGAAUGAAUCAGUGGGAACUGAGCAUUCUGUAAUAUUCUAGGGUCACUCCCCUUAGAUACAACCAAUGUGGCAAUUUGUUUUAGAGGCAAGUUUAGCACCAAUCAUCUAUAAACUCAACUACAUUUUAAUGUUGAACCAAAAAAGUAAUAAUAAAAAUAAAAAAGUAUAUGUUAGGAGGUUAUAAAUCUUGUGGAGUGUGAAUUAAAGUAUGUGGAGUGUCUAGAAGUCUUUGGAUAUUUGAUAUUUACCUGACCACCACAGAGAUUGGGAUCCUGGCUCGUCCUUAGAGAAAUGGUUUAAAAAGAGGAAAAAAUCAAACUUAAAAAGGUGCUUUCUUAGAAAAAUGGACCUGCAAGAAAUUUGCUACUGCUAUGUGUCUUCUGCAAGGAUUUUUAUAAAUGCAAAUGGUUUUUUCCCCUUCACCAAUAAGGAUCCCGCCACAAAUGAUAAAGCAAUACUUGGUCUGCUGUACACUCUGACUUUCUGGAGCUUUGGGAGGCCUCCUAGAUUAUACGGUACAGUGACCACACCUUGUACAUAAUUGUUGGCCCCAUUCAUCAGAGACUGAAUAGCAUCUUUAAAUAUUGUGUCGAGCCUUAAAAUAUUCACAUGCUUGUAAUCCAUUCCAGGGUGGGGACUGCCAACUCAAUAGUGGGAGGAGAGAAAUCCCAUUCAAACAGGCUUGUUCUCUGGAAGCAGGAUUACUCAUUCCCCCCGGUUCAUCUUCUCCCACAAGGACACAAAGAUAAACUGUGUCACACAGUGGACUACAUAAGAGACAGAUGAUUUUAUUGCUAGCGCGUGAAUUUAUUUGUUUAAUCCUCGAAAUAAAUAUUUUAUUGAUGUCCAUUAAUGCUUUUAUUUAUUAAGGUUGGUAAUCUAUAGAUUAAGGGACUAUAUGAAAAAAACCUAAAUUAUAUCCAUUAAUAAUACUUUAGAUUGUUUUAUAUAAAUAUAUAUACAAUGACUGUUUAAUACAUGUACAUUUUGAUGAGAUGAGUAUGGCAGGCAAUAUUAUCAAAAGGGAAGCUAAUAGUCUCUUUAGAGUAGAAAGUGUUAUUGUGACUGGUGAUGGCAGGAACAGCAUUUUCCCAGAGAAACUUUUGGACUGUUUUCUAUUUUGUUCAUAAUCCUAGUAUUUGGUGUUUUUACUACAAGCACAAACAUCUGAAAGUAUAUUGAUUCAUGUGAAUAUUUAAACUCUAGACUUUUAGAUGCCUACAUAAUGCCCUGCCCAAUAAACAUGCUUCAAGUUGCCUCCACAGUUUUAGAGCAGGAACUGAUUUGUACAUAAUUUUACUGCUUCUGUUUUUAGCACUUCUCUCCCUGAUCUUCAUGGUGAUGCACAGAAUGUCUUAGACUCCAAAAGAGAACAGCACUAGAAGAUGUGAGCAUAUUCAAUUUCUAAUGCAAACCUGCCAUUUAGGAGUAGAAAAUGUAUGAUAAAACUCAAGUACUACAUGCAGAUCAUUUUAAUUUUCUACUUUGCUUUAAUGCAAUAUUGUUUAUUUACUCCAUGUAUUGUAUUCAGAGAAACUCCUGUAUUGUUUCCUACUUUGUGAAAUAUAUUUUUA